AAUGGCCUUUCUACUUUUGCUAGCUAGCUAGCUAGCUGGCUACUGUAGCUAACUAGCUUCUUUAAUGCAAUUAAGACAGGUACUACCAGAUGGUAUGAUAGAUAUGUAAGGCAGGUUUGUCUAACUAGCGCAAGUCGGUUUGGCUACUUUCUCGCACUCCCUCUGUGCCACAUAUUUACUGUCACACACACCGGCCCCCGCUCCUCUCUCGCCCCUCUACACCCUUCUAACGAAACAAGCAGAGCACAGCGCACCCGUGAGCAUGUCUCCAUUGAAGUAAAAAAAAAAAAAACAUGUAGUUCGACUGUCCGGAUAUUAUUUGAAUAGUUAAAUCAUUACAAGUGCUCAGCAUACGUGGGAACUCCUUCAAGACUGUUGGAAAAGCAUUCCAGGUGAAGCUGGUUGAGAGAAUGCCAAGUGUGUGCAAAGCUGUCAAGGCAAAGGGUGGCUAUUUUGAUUUGUUUCACACUUUUUGGUCACUACAUGAUUCCAUAUGUGUUAUUUCAUAGUUGAUGGCUUCACUAUUAUUCUACAAUGUAGAACAUUUUUACAAUAAAUUAAGAAAAACCCUGGAAUGAGUAGGUAUGUCCAAGCUUUUAACUGGUACUGUACUUGUGUACCUGUUUAGAGAGACAGCAAAUCUAUGCUAUAAUAAGGACAGUUUAAUAUUUAUCUUACAGGCUCUAGUUUAGUCACACCUAUAAUAAUAAUAUAAUAAUAUAUGCCAUUUAGCAGACGCUUUUAUCCAAAGCGACUUACAGUCAUGUGUGCAUACUACUGUUCAGUCGUGUGGUCAGGUGCCACAAAGAGAGACUUAGGAAAAUUGCAAUUGGCUCAGAACAGAGCAGCACGGAUGGCCAUUGGAUGUACACAGAGAGCAAACAUUAAUACUAUGCAUGUCAAUCUAUCCUGGCUCAAAGUGGAGGAGAUAUUGAUUUCAUCCCUGCUUGUAUUUGUGAGAGGUAUUGAUUGACAUGUGGAAAGUACCAAGCUCUCUGUUAAACAACAAGUACACAGCUCAGACACCCAUGCAUACAUACCCCACAAGACAUGCCAGAGGUCUCUUCACAGUCCAGAACAGACUAUGGGAGGCGCACAGUAUUACACAGAGCCAUGACUACAUGGAACUCUAUUCCACAUCAGGUAACUGAUACAAGCAGUAGAAACAGAUAAUAAAAUAAAUCCACCUUAUGGAACAAUGGGGACUGUGAACCAACAUAAAUAUAGGCACAAACAUAUGCAUACACACACAUGAUAACAUAUGCACUGCACUGUACACGUAGAUUUCGUGUUGUAGAUAUGUAGUAGGGGCCUGAGGGCACACACUUAGUGUGUUGUGAAAUCUGUUAUGAAUGUAUUGUAAUGUUUUUUAAAUUGUAUAACUGCCUUAAUUUUGCCAGACCCCAGGAAGAGUGGCUGCUGCCAAAGGGGAUUCAUAAUAAAUCAAAUACUGAGGUGAUGUAAAUGGAAUUAAGUCAUUAUUUUCUACUCUAUUAUUUCUAAAGAAGUCAACUCUCAGCGUGAAAGAUACAGAUCAUAGGAGAUUUUGUGAUAAGCAGUACCGUACUUAAAAGAAUAGAGCGCAUACUUUUUCAUUGAACCACACCCUUUGGACUAUGACGCCAACCAAUAAGAUCAUUUCUCUUCAGUGUAAACGGAAGUGAACAGUGACUAAGAACAGUUUCUACUUUAGCGUCUUUAUUGUUGUAAUGUAGACAAUUAUUAAUACCCUGGAACUCAAAAUAUGACUAAUUUACCUGCACCGCAUCACAUACUUACCCUAGGUAGUGUUUAAUUCGCGUUGGAGACAGAACUUGGUUGAUAGAUGUUAUCUGGUUAACAUUAGCCAACAAUGGCUAACUGCAACGUUAUGGUUUUUCACACUCAAAUAGCCUCCGUUAUGGAGGUGCUAGCGAAUGCAGCCGUUGCAGAAAUCUGUAAACUCGUAGACGACGACUAUGCAGUGUUUCGUUUGGAAAUAACUCAAAGCCAGAAAGAAACCAGGACAUUGCGGAGGAAACUACAGCAACUGGAACUGAAGGUGGCACGGGAGCGCGCAGAGAGGACAACGCGGGAGCGCGUCCCCGCCAGUCCGAAUAGUGUCAAGUUCCUCGACAGAUACAGAGGAAUGGCAAGAGGUGAAGGACAUCUCACUGGAGGCCACAUGAGCUUUGUGAAGCCAGUGGGACACAACACGUGGAGAGAUGACCAACCCAUAGCUGUUGAUGAGGGGAGUGGAACCUCAACCCAGCAUGUUAUCUUGAUAGAGUCUGCAGAUGCAGAGGCUGCUGGUUCUGGAGGAUCGUCACAGGUUAAACAGGAGAGGACUGAAGGAGAGGACCCACGAGACAUCCAGACUAGAGCAGCGGCUGGAGUGGCGCCCCCUGUAGCCACGGAGGACCUCACCGCCUCGCCCCAGCCAAGGACCCGACACAGCAUCACGGAGGAGGAGGAGGGUCCAGAGGUGGUGAUGUUGAAGGAGGAGGGUCUGGGGAACCCUGAGGGGACCAUGGUCAUGGAGGACAACCAGACUACACCACCUCCUGAACCCACAGAGGAACCAGCUGAGCAGAACAGGACCACACACAGCCUCACUGAGUCAGUAGACAUGGAGGAUGGGAAGCCUGAUCUGCUGCUGGUCAAAGAGGAGAUAAUAGAAGAUGGACCAGAGAGCAUUGAUCUGCUGAGUGGACUAAAGAUGGGGGAGCAAGGUGGUUGGCUGGAGGCUAACAGAGGAGACUGGGUGGCCAUCUUGGAUUCCCAAACUCAGACGGGUGCAGCCAAGGGCCCAGGGGACAACAUCACUGAGCAGGCCAGGACCAGAGGCAACAUAGUGGAAGACAGUGGAUGGGACAGCAUCCUCAACUCUGGGCUGGUGAACAACACUGUUAACCACAACCAGAAACAGACAGUGGAACACAAAACAACAUACGAACUUAGUCUCCAUGACAACAUACUGGCUGAGACCAGGGGGAGGUGUAGAUUUGGUCCACGGGGACAGAGAGGUGUCCGUAUGCAGCUGGAGAGAACAGACACAGACUCAGCUAGCGAUGCGCCGUCCUGCUCCUAUAGUUGUGAUUCAGAGAGACUGAUGGCGCCUCAGGUUAACACCCUAACAGGUGCUGCCUUCAGCCUGCCUUCUAUAGGAUCUAUCAACUGGAACAUGGACCCUGUGACAACACAGACACUCCCUGGCCUUCAUCCUCCUCACACUCUCCUAAUGUUAAACCAGACCUCAGGCAAUAGUGCCUCAACACUAAAUGGGUACACAAGCCCAUUGACAAAUGACAGUAGUAGUAUUAAUGCUGUCAGUCGAUCUGGUGGCAAAGAGAAGCGCUUCCCAUGUCCUUUCUGUGGGAAAGCCUUCAGUUUCCCUAAACAGGUGCAGAUCCACCAGAGGGUCCACACAGGGGUAAAACCCUUCAGCUGUACCCAGUGUCACAUGUGCUUCGCUCAGACUGGUGACCUGAAGAGGCACCAGAGGGUCCACACCGGGGAGAAACCAUAUAGCUGCCCCCAGUGUGAGAAGAGGUUCUCCCGCAAGCACCAGCUGAAUAGGCACCUGAAGGUUCAUACAGGAGAGAGGCCAUUCGCCUGUACGCAAUGCAGGAAGAGGUUCUCAGAGAGGAGCAACCUCAGGAUACACCAGCAGAAAGACCAUUCCACUCUAUGACAUAGAAAGGAACUGUAUCACUCAAUACCUUCUGAGGUUUAGAUUAAACCCAGCAUUAAAGAUAAAUAAUAAUUUUCAUUGUUGUCAGCAGAAAAGAUCCACAGAUGCAUUUGGAAUGAUAGAUUUCAGUGUUGAAUAUUCCUCGGUAGAAUAUUGCAUCCAGACAUUGUGAUAUACACUGAGGAUGCCUUCCAAAUAUUUAUUUGUACCCCCCAUUUUGCCCUCAGAACAGCCUCAAUACGUAGGGGCAUGGACUCUAAAAGUGUCGAAAGCAUUCCACCGGGAUGCUGGUUCAUAUUGACUCCAAUGCUUCCCAGUCGUGUCAAAUUGUCUAUGUUCUUUGGCUGGUGGACCAUUCUUGAUACAUAUGGGAAACUGUUGAGUGUGAAAAACCCAGUAGCAUUGCGGUUCUUGACACAAACUGUUGCGCCCGACACCUAAUACGAUACCCCGUUCAAAAGCACUUCACCCUCUGAAUGGCACACAUACACAAUCCAUGACUCAACUGUCUCAAGGUUAAAAAUCCUCCUUUAACCAGUCUCCUCCCCUUCAUCUACGCUGAUUGAUGUGACGACAAUAAGAGAUCAUAUUUCUUUCACGUACUCUGUCAUGGAAAGAACAAGUGUUCAUAAUGUUUUGUACACAGUCAUUUAUACACUGAACAAAAAUAUAAAACGCAACAUGCAACAAUUUAAAAGAUUUUACUGAGUUAUAGAAAUCAGUCAAUUGAAAUAAAUGAAUUAGGCCCUAAUCUAUGGAUUCACAUGACUGGGUUAGGGGUGCAGCCAUGGGUGGACCUUGAGGGCAUAGGCCCAGCCAGUCAGAAUGAGUUUAUCCACACAAAGGGGCUUUAUUACAUACAGAAAAUACUCCUCAGCACCCCCCCCAGACUAUCCUGCAGGCGAAGAAGCCGGAUGCCCAGGUCCUGGGCUGGCAUGGCUACACGUGGUCUGCGGUUGUGAGGCCGGUUGGACGUACUGCCAAAUCCUCUAAAACGAAACAAACAUUCAAUUGCCUGGCAACAGCUCUGGUGGAUAUUGCUGCAAUGCCAAUUGCAUGCUCCCUCAACUUGCACAUCUGUGCAAGUGUUGUGUGACAAAACUGCACAUUUUAAAGUGUCCUUUUAUUGGCCCCCAGCACAAGGUGCACCUGUGUAAUGACCAUACUGUUUAAUCAGUUUCUUGAUAUGCCACACUUGUCAGGUGGUUUGAUUAUCUUGGCGAAGGAGAAAUGCUCACUAACAGGGAUGUAAACUAAUGUAUGCAUAGAAUGAGAGAAAUAAGCUUUUUGUGUGUAUGGAAAAUCUCUGGAAUCUUUUAUUUCAACUCAUGAGAGAUGGGACCAACACUUUACAUGUUGCAUUUAUUUUUAUUCAGUGUACAUAAACUCAGCAAAAAAAAAAACUUUAUUUUUCAGAACCCUGUCUUCCAAAGAUAUUUUGAUUUUUACGAAUUAACUUCACAGAUCUUCAUUGUGAAGGGUUUAAACACUGUUUCCCAUGCUUGUUCAAUGAACCAUUAAUGAAUGAAUAUGCACAUGUUGAACGGUCGUUAAGACACUAACAGCUUGCUGACGGUAGGCAAUUAAGGUCAGUUAUGAAAACUGAGGACACUAAAAGAGGCCUUUCUACUGACACUGAAAAACAAAAGAAAGAUGCCCAGGAUCCCUGCUCAUCUGCAUGAACGUGCCUAAGCCAUGCUGCAAGGAGGCAUGAGGACUGCAGAUGUGGCCAGGGCAAUAAAUUGCAUUGUCCGUACUGCGAGACAACCAAGACAGCGCUACAGGGAGACAGGACAGACAGUUGAUCGUCCUCGCAAUGGCAGACCACGUGUAACAACACCUGCACAGGAUCGGUACAUCCAAACAUCACACUUGCUGGACAGGUACAUUAUGGCAACAACAGCUGCCCGAGUUACACCAGGAAUGCACAAAUCCCUCCAUCAGUGCUCAGACUGUCCGCAAUAGGCUGAGAGAGGCUCGGCAGAGAGCUUGUAGGCCUGUUGAAAGGCAGGUCCUCACCAGACAUCACCGGCAACAACGUUGUCUAUGGGCACAAACCCACCGUCGCUGGACCAGACAGGACUGGCAAAAAGUGCUCUUCACUGACGAGUCACGGUUUUGUCUCACCAGGGGUGAUGGUCGGAUUUGCGUUUAUCAUCAAAGGAAUGAGCGUUACUUCGGCCUGUACUCUGGAGCGGGAUCGAGUUGGAGGGUCUGUCAUGGUCUGGGGUGGUAUGUCACAGCAUCAUCGGACUAAGCUUGUUGUCAUUGCAGGCAAUCUCAACGCUGUGCGUGACAAUGAAGACGACAUCCUCAUGUGGUACCCUUCUGGCAGGCUCCUCCUGACAUGACCCUCCAGCAUGACAAUGCCACCAGCCAUACUGCUCGUUCUGUGCGUGAUUUCCUGCAAGACAGGAAUGUCAGUGUUCUGCCAUGGCCAGUGAAGAGACCAGAUCUCAAUCCCACUGAGCACAUCUGAGAUCUUUUGGAUCGGAGGGUGUGGCCUAGGGCCAUUCCCCCCAGAAAUGUCCGGGAACUUGCAGGUGCCUUGGAAGAGUGGGGUAACAUCUCACAGCAAGAACUGACCGAUCUGGUGCAGUCCACGAGGAUGAAAUGCACUGCAGUACUUAAUAAUGCAGCUGGUGGCCACACCAGAUACUGACUUACUUUUGAUAAUGCCCCCCUCCCUUUGUUCAGGGACACAUUAUUCAAUUUCUGUUAGUCACAUGUCUGUGGAUCUUAUUCAGUUUAUGCGCCUCUUGUUGAACCUUAUGUUCAUACAAAUAUUUACACAUGUUAAGUUGGCUAAAAAUAAACGCAGUUGACAGUGAGAGGACAUUUCUUUCUUUGCUGAGUUUGUUCACAAAUGCCUGUUACAUUACUUCCAUUCAACUACUUCAUUUUAUCCCCAAGACACUUUUAAUGAGAAAAUGAAUUACGUUUAUCAAGUUCAUGCAGAUGUUUAGUUGAGAUGUGUAUUUGUGGUUUUCAUAUGGUGUAUUUGACACUGUGUUUAAUAAACACAAAAUGCUGUUUGAAGUAAAUGGCCUAUAAAGUAGCUUGAUGUGAUGGCUGAGGUGAAAUAUUAAGCAUUAACUAAAGUGCACCUGUAUUUGAUAUUGCAGACUGACUGGUCUCUUCAAACUGGGCCAGAGUAUACGACAUGUUUACUUCUGUUUAGGAGGGUAGUUAACCAAGGGUUAAUGAGGGGUAUGUGGCUAACUUGUCAUUUGAAACAGGCUUGUAAAUACCUGUGUUUAGAGAGACAGUAAACCUAGGAUAAAGCACAAUUGCAUAUUUACCUUAGAGGGGAUUUAGAUGGAAUAAAGUAAUAUUCUACUCUGUUCUUGCUAACACACGGUUCUUCCUAAACAAGUCUGCUCCUCUGAGCUUGAAAGAUACUGAUCACGAAUAUGUGAUUUGAUAUUCAACGUAAUAAACAUAACUAAAAAAAAACAA
Molecule: messenger RNA, 7132 nt
Organism: Oncorhynchus keta (chum salmon)
Lineage: Eukaryota; Metazoa; Chordata; Actinopteri; Salmoniformes; Salmonidae
Product: zinc finger and BTB domain-containing protein 32-like
Exons: 6
Coding region: 1853-3673 (606 amino acids)
Biological process (GO): regulation of transcription by RNA polymerase II
Cellular component (GO): nucleus
Molecular function (GO): DNA-binding transcription factor activity, RNA polymerase II-specific; RNA polymerase II cis-regulatory region sequence-specific DNA binding
Source: RefSeq, a predicted model, not a curated record